AUGUUGACUAGACUACGGCUUAAACGGGACUUUAAAUUAUUUGUAAGAUGUUUAUCCGAAAAGCCACCAGAAAGCGAAGGCAAUUCAACAAAUUUACAAACAAAAAAUCUAGAGGAACAGAAGAAAAAUACAAAAGACACUCAAACAGAGAAAAUUCAAGCUCUCUUGAAAAGUAUGAUGACGGCGCCCAAAAUAAGCGAGAGCGAGUAUAGGCAAAAGUUUGCAACGGCUCCUGAGAUACCAAAGAAACGAAAGCAAAAGGCAAAUGAAACUGAAGAGAAAACUCAAAAUAUAGAACAGAACCUUACUAAAGCAGCAGAAGAAGUUGCUCAAGCAAUGGGUGGAGAUGUAAAACAAACUGAAGCAGAGCUAUUAUCGAGAGUACUUGGAAAAAUAAACCAGACCUCUACAAACUUAAGUGACUUACUGAUAGGAAUGAAGGUGGACCGAUCAAAGGAUGGAGAUGAUGUCAUAAAUAGGGAAACCAGAGGUCAACAAGUGAAACGACUUGUAGAAAAAUCUCAAUCAGAAGCUCCGAAAACAAGAUACAACCAAAGAAAGCAAAAAACAGCAACUGAGAGACAAACUGUUAAAAAAAGUUUACCUGCAUCUUCAGUAGUGAAUGUAUUCAGUGGGGAACCUUUAGGUAUCUUCAAGCCUAAGGAAGUAAAUUAUGGCACUAAGCUUGAAAUGUGGGAAACUUUGAACCAAAGAGAGUUGAAUUUAGCAACAUUACAACCGCCAGCUAAUUAUUUCCAGAAGAUGAUACUUUGGACAGAACAGGGCAAAGUCUGGAAAUUUCCUAUUAAUAAUGAACAAGGUCUGGAGGAAGAGGAAGAUGUUCACUUCUCUGAGCACAUAUUUCUUGACACCCACCUCGAAGGCUGGUGUCCCACGCGUGGGCCUAUUCGUCACUUCAUGGAAUUAGUCUGUGUGGGUCUUUCAAAGAAUCCAUUCUACACGGUCCAAGAGAAGAAAGAUCACAUUAUGUGGUACAAAGAAUAUUUUGAAUCGAAAAAAGAUUUAUUAACUGAAGUGGGGGCAUGGGAUGCACAGCCUGUAGACAAAGAGGCGUCUGUAUAA
This is a messenger RNA of Parnassius apollo (apollo), 1083 nucleotides long. Lineage: Eukaryota; Metazoa; Arthropoda; Insecta; Lepidoptera; Papilionidae. The record is from the annotation of a GenBank genome assembly.